Molecule: messenger RNA, 2207 nt
Organism: Marchantia polymorpha subsp. ruderalis
Lineage: Eukaryota; Viridiplantae; Streptophyta; Marchantiopsida; Marchantiales; Marchantiaceae
Source: the annotation of a GenBank genome assembly
GACUCGGACUCAGAGGCAGAGUGCUAGUAAUCGCGGGAGCAGAAGAAGAGUUUCGGGUCUCGAUCGGUGGUUCUCGACAUCGUCGCCGCGCUUUCCAAUUCGAAGUUCGAACCCAAGAGGACGAAAGAUGACGGAAACGAAGCCGACGGAGUCGAGCGCACUGAAGAAGGCGCUGAUUUCCGGCAUCACCGGGCAGGAUGGGUCGUACCUGACGGAAUUCCUAUUGGGCAAGGGAUACGAGGUGCACGGCAUAAUCCGGCGGUCGUCGAACUUCAACACGCAGCGCCUGGAGCACAUCUACAUCGACCCGCACAACUCGUCGGCGCGCAUGAAGCUGCAUUACGGCGAUCUGACGGACGCAUCGGCUCUGCGGAAGUGGGUGGACAGCAUCUGCCCGGACGAGGUGUACAACCUGGGAGCGCAGUCGCACGUCGGGGUGUCGUUCGAGAACCCCGACUACACGGCCGACGUGGUGGCCACGGGGGCGCUGCGGCUGCUGGAGGCGGUGCGCGUGCACAUCGAGACCACGGGGCGACAGGUCAAGUACUAUCAGGCCGGGUCGUCGGAGAUGUACGGCGCCACGCCGCCGCCGCAGGACGAGAGCACGCUCUUCCACCCGCGCAGCCCCUACGCAGUCUCGAAGGUGGCCGCGCACUGGUACACGGUGAACUACCGCGAGGCCUACGGGCUCUUCGCCUGCAACGGCAUCCUCUUCAACCACGAGUCGCCGCGGCGCGGAGAGAACUUCGUGACGCGCAAGAUCACGCGCGCCGUGGGGCGAAUCAAAAUCGGGCUGCAGAAGAAGGUGUACCUGGGCAACCUGAAGGCGUCGCGCGACUGGGGGUUCGCCGGCGACUACGUCGAGGCCAUGUGGCUCAUGCUGCAGCAGGAGAAGCCCGACGACUACGUGGUCGCCACCGAGGACUCGCACACGGUCGAGGAGUUCCUGGAGGCCGCCUUCGGCUACGUCGGGCUCGACUGGAAGGACCACGUCGAGAUCGACCCCCGCUACUUCCGGCCGUCCGAGGUCGACAAUCUGCGCGGCUCGUCCGAGAAGAUCCGGUCGCUGCUCGGCUGGAAGCCCAAGGUCGACUUCCAGCAGCUCGUGGCCAUGAUGGUCGAGUCCGAUCUGGAGCGCGCGAAGCGCGAGAAGGUCCUGGCCGACAAUGGCUACAUCGCCUCCCACCAGCAGCCUUGAUCUGCCCCCACCCCAGCUCGCGUUUCCAUGAGCUUUCCGCCCCCCUCGGGAAGGGAGAAACUUGGCCACUCCCCUCUGAUCACAUUGAUCACAUUCUUUUCCUCUGGCCCUCUUCGGCCCGAGAGUAAGCGCAUAGAAUUUGGACUCGGUGAUUACAGGGACACAAGGUCCGCCUGCAACCCCCUACCUGGCCACUCCUCGUCCAGUCCGAUGGUCAUGCCUACACUACACUACAUUCACUCACAUUUAGGGGAAUUAGGCCAUUUUCUCUUAUACACGAUUGCAGUGCAGUAUUUCCCGACGAUGGGGUAUCUGUGAUGAAUUCCACACACUGUCAGGCGACAGGAAGAUAGACUUAGAGAGACACAAGGGCUUUCAGUAGAUCGGAGAAUCUGAACUGCCGGUCGAUAAACAUUUCAGAAAUGCACGAUGUCAAGCAUACAUCUGCGGCUGUAGCACGUAGUACUGUAUUUCAAUAUUAUCUAUAAACCAUGAUAUCGCUCAGCAGCCUAUGCGAUUAAUCAAAUUGUUUCCGCUCAAUCUAUUCCAUCUCUCAGGUCUUAAUAUUCACAAGUCCACCGAAGAGUUCGUAUCACUAUCGUGCCCGGCAUUGAGCUGAAGUGAACUUGAGCUUACGAUCAUUGAUGGUGCGAGUACUGGGAACACUGGAGCAUUGAACGGCACAAGAGAUCAUGCGGCGUUCCCCGUAUGUGAUGUUAUAAAAAUGACCCGUGCUAGCAGAUCCACGUGGUACUCAUCUCGGAAACAGGCACGCAAUUCUGGGCUCAAGCGUCGGGAACGCAGUUCGGUAAGGUCCACCAACGCAACCGAGCUGUAUAAACACCGAAACCAGAUGUUCUUUUGCCACGCGGGUUGCUGUGAAACAUAUCGUACGUGUAUAUAUAUUCAUCGAACUUGUUCAUGAUGGGGCGAUUCUAACAAAACGCUUCAGUUAAUUGAGUUUGAGUUUAUUACAUCUCCGGUACAUGGACCGACCCCAGGACGGAAG